AUGACGAGCAGAGGAAGAGAGUUAGCGGAAGUCUGUAAAAGAAGAAGAAUAAAUGUAGCUUGUUUACAAGAAACGAAGUGGAAGGGUUCAAAAGCUCGAGAGAUUGGUGAUGGGUAUAAAUUCUACUAUUGUGGAAGUGACGGAAAGAGGAAUGGAGUGGGAAUUGUUUUGGAUAGUGAACUGAAAAAUUGUGUGACGCAUGUUAAGAGAUUGAAUGAUAGGUUGAUUGUAAUAAAAAUAAUGUUAGGGGAUCUGAUUAUGAAUGUAGUAAGUGUUUAUGCGCCACAGUCUGGAUGUGAUGAAAGUAUUAAGGAAAAGUUCUGGGAAGAUUUUGAUUCAGUUUUAAUGGAUAUCCCAGUAGAUGAGGAAUUGUAUGUCGGAGGUGAUUUUAAUGGACAUGUUGGAAGAAAGAGUACAGGGUAUGAGAGAGUGCACGGAGGCUGGGGUUUUGGGGCAAGAAACAUUGAGGGGGAAUAUUUACUGGACGCCGCUGUUGCGUAUGAUUUGGCAAUUACCAAUACAUUUUUCCAAAAGAAAAUUCAACAUUUGAUAACCUAUAAAAGUGGCGGUAACGCAACGCAAUUAGAUUAUAUUCUUACCAGGAGGGACAAAUUAAACCGAGUCAAAAACUGCAAAAUUAUACCUGGGGAAAAUUUAACAAGUCAGCACCGGCUUUUAAUAGCAGAAUUCAAAAUUAAAAUUAAAUUAAACAAACAUAAACCUAAAACCCCCAGCAAAAUAAAAUGGAAUAUGCUAGAGAGACAUGAGUGUGCAAAAGACUUUUCGAAGCAAGUGGUAAAUAAAAUGAUAGAAAUGAAUGAUAUGAAUGGAAUGACAGUAAAUGAUAGUUGGAAUGAAAUGGCCAGUUGUAUUAGGAGUGUGGCGAAAAGUGUGCUAGGAGAAACGAAAGGUAGAGGAAAAAUUGAUAGAGAAACUUGGUGGUGGAGUACAGAUGUGCAAGAGGCUUUGAAUGAAAAGAAGAAAGCAUUUAAGGAGUGGCAGGGUGUUGAUGAGAAUGAUAAAGAUUUGAAAGAGAAUAAAAGAGACGUAUAUAAGCAGUGUAAACGAUGUGCAAAAAAAGCCAUCGCAACUGCUAGGGCACAGGCACAGGUUAAAAUCUACGAAGGCCUGAACAGCCCAGCGGGACAAAAACACCUGUUCCGUAUAGCAAGAGAGAGAGAAAGGAGUGCAAGGGAUAUAAACCACAUAAAGUGUAUAAAAGACGAUGAAGGAAAAGUACUAAUGGAUGAUGAUGAUAUUAAACAGCGUUGGAAGGAAUAUUUUGAAAAACUGAUGAACGAGGAGAAUAUUUGGAGUGGAGUGUUGGAAGAAGUGCCGGUUAAUAUUGGUAUGGUGAAAGAGAUAAGCGUGGAAGAAGUAAAGAAAGCGGUGCAAGGUAUGAAGAAUGGAAAAGCUGUUGGGCCGGAUGGAAUACCAGUGGAAGUAUGGAAGCUCUUAAAGGCGGAUGGAUGGGUGUGGCUGACUCUAUUCUUCAACAAGUUGUUACAGGAAGAGGUGAUCCCAGAUGAAUGGUGUGCUAGUUCACUAGUGCCUAUAUUUAAAAACAAAGGGGAUGUGCAGAUCUGUAACAAUUAUAGAGGAAUAAAGCUCAUGUCACACAGUAUGAAAGCCUGGGAAAGAGUGGUGGACGGAAGAAUAAGAGAAGAGAGUGAGGUAACUCGGAACCAAUUUGGUUUUAUGCCAGGACGGGGUACUACGGAUGCCAUCUUUGCUAUUCGCCAACUGUGCGAGAAAUAUAGGCGUGUGCACAAAAACCUGCACAUGGUGUUCGUAGACCUUGAAAAAGCAUAUGAUAGGGUUCCGAGGAGACUUUUGUGGUGGACCUUGAAAGUGAAAGGAGUGCCUGGGAAAUACCUGUAG
Molecule: messenger RNA, 1881 nt
Organism: Papilio xuthus (Asian swallowtail)
Lineage: Eukaryota; Metazoa; Arthropoda; Insecta; Lepidoptera; Papilionidae
Exons: 1
Coding region: 1-1881 (626 amino acids)
Molecular function (GO): catalytic activity
Source: RefSeq, a predicted model, not a curated record